Molecule: messenger RNA, 3021 nt
Organism: Iphiclides podalirius (scarce swallowtail)
Lineage: Eukaryota; Metazoa; Arthropoda; Insecta; Lepidoptera; Papilionidae
Source: the annotation of a GenBank genome assembly
AUGUCGACCUUCGAUCUCCCAGUCUACGUGCACAUAGAGACUGUUCACGCGCCGGGUCCCGGAGACCACGACGACAUCAUAGUGUCCGCCACCGGUGCCCAGGGCUUCGUGUCGAUCGACGGCAAGCGCACCUACCUCAACCUGUUCGACACCACGGCGACCAGCGUCCAACCCACCAGGGUGCAGGCGGUGCCGCAACAUUCCUCCCCGCCACAAGUACCGCCCCACCAGCCUCUGGGGCCGGGCGUGGGCACAGGGGUGGCGAUGCCGGCGGACGACGUGCCCCCGCCCCCUCCCCGCCGCCCGCACCCCCCGCACCCGCUGCAAACGCGCCCGCAGCAGCCCUACCGCCGGCCGCAACCAACAGUGCGAAUAGACACCUGCAUAGUUGGAGACGACUCCACCUGUGAUCAGGCGCAGAACGAGAAAUGCAGAACGGAAGCAGGUAUUUCGAGCUGCCAGUGCCGGCCGGGCUACGCGCGGCGGAACCACCGCGACCCCUGUCGGCGAGUGGUUGCGCUGCUUCUGAACUUGAGGGUGGACAGGCUUUACGACAGGAAGAUAGUUUGGGACAACAAGCUGGCGGACAGGGAGUCGGAGCCAUACCAGCAGCUAAGCUACGAAGCCAUCAGGGCUAUCGACUCUGCCUUCUCCAUGACGCCGUUCUCCGACGACUUCGUAGGCGGCUCCGUCAACUCCAUCCACAAAGGGGACGAGAGGAACCAGGGGGUGUUCGUCAACUACACCAUCCUGAUGCAGGAGGGUGGGGGCGCGCGGGGCGGGGCGGAGGCGGGCGGCGAGGUGCGCCGCCAGCUGGUGGGCGUGCUGCGGCGGCGCGCGGACAACGUGGGCGCCUCCGCGCUCUGGGUGCACGCGCCCGCCGACAGCGUGCUCCCGCUCGACGGUAGGCCCACGCCCACGCCCACGCCCACGCCCACGCCCACGCCCACGCCCACGCCCACGCCCACGCCCACGCCCACUGCCCACUGCCCACGAACACACGCCACAGUCCACUGUCCACGCUCACUCACGGUCCUCCCCCUGAACAUCGUCUUCAGUGUCGACGUCGACGAGUGCUCUUCUCCAGAUCUGAACGAUUGCCACCAGCUGGCCACCUGCACCAACACCUGGGGCAGCUUCAAGUGCGCGUGCCCCGACACCACGCUGGACGCGGGCGGGGGCGGGGGCGCGGGCGGGGGCGGGGGCCGCGACUGCCGCGCCUGCUCAGCCUCGCACUGCAGCGAGCGCGGCGUCUGCCGCUACGCGCACGGCCAGCCCUACUGCAGGCAAGCCUUCACCUACCGUCGCUCUCUCUCUCCCUCCCUCCCUCCCUCUCCCCCCCCCCCCCCCCCUCCCUCCCUCCCUCUCUCCCUCCCUCCCUCCCUCUCUCUCUCCCUUACUCUCUCUCCCUUACUCUCUCUCUCAAUCGUCUUCUGCUCGUCGGGCUACUACGGGUCGACUUGCGAAGUGGACGGCGAGGUGGUGGGCGUAGCAGUGGGCGCCUCCCUGGCGGCGGCCCUCGUCAUCGCUCUGACCCUGGCGGCCCUGCUCUCCUGGAGCCGCAAGUGGUCUCGGGAGCAGAAGGCGGCUGGAAUGGGAUCUCCCGUCUUCAGCUACAUGGCGGCCAACACGGUGAAGACUCCCCCCGUCGGGCAGCCGCCCUACCAGGUGUCGCUUGAAGAGAGGAUGAGGUGGGCGCAGAUCGCCGAGGCGAUGGCCCAGGCCAACCAUUACGCGCAGCCGGACCCCGCGCAGAUGGCGACCAGACCCUCGUCCGCGAUGUUCGGAUACCCGACCCUGGCGCCGGUGCCGUUGCCCAGGUGGGACCAGCGCCAGCUGAUGGGAGGUCACCACUCGGGCGGUCACCACACGGGCACAAUGAACACCGUCGCCUCAAGAGCUAACACGGUGGCGUCGCACCUCAACCUAUACGGCUACGCGGGGCACGUGGACUCCAGCGGCUCGGAGGCGUCGAGCCGGGCGGCGGACAGGAGCGACCUGCUGGUGCCGAGGCCCAGAUCGCGCGCGCCCGCACACAAUGCCCCGAUCUCAGGCACAAUGCCCCGAUCUCACGCACACUGCCCCAAUCUCACGCAUACUGCCCCGAUCUCACUCACACUGCCCCAAUCUCCCCGCACGAACACUGCCCCGAUCUCACGAACACUGCCCCGAUCUCACGAACACUGCCCCGAUCUCACGAACACUGCCCCGAUCUCACGAACACUGCCCCGAUCUCACGCCCACUGCGCCGACCUCACGACCACUGCCCCGUCCUCCGAACACUGCCCCGAUCUCACGAAACACUGCCCCGAUCUCACUCAUCUCACGAACACUGACCCGAUCUCACGAACACUGCCCCGAUCUCACGAACACUGCCCCGAUCUCACGAAAUUGCCCCGAUCUCACGAACACUGCCCCGAUCUCACGAACACUGCCCCGAUCUCACUGCCCACACUGCCCCGAUCUCACGAACAUCUCACGAACACUGCCCGAUCUCACGAACACUGCCCCGAUCUCACGAACACUGCCCCGAUCUCACGAACACUGCCCCGAUCUCACGAACACUGCCCCGAUCUCACGAACACUGCCCCGAUCUCACGAACACUGCCCCGAUCUCACGAACACUGCCCCGAUCUCACGAACACUGCCCCGAUCUCACGAACACUGCCCCGAUCUCACGAACACUGCCCCGAUCUCACGAACACUGCCCCGAUCUCACGAACACUGCCCCGAUCUCACGAACACUGCCCCGAUCUCACGAACACUGCCCCGAUCUCACGCCCACUGCCCCAAUCUCACACACAAUGCCCCAAUCUCACGCAUACUUCCCCAAUCACGCGCACACUGAUCCAAUCUCACGCACAAUGCCCCGUCCCACGCUGGCCGCCGCACAAACAAACAAAUCAAACCGGAAUCUACUACGAUGUGGAGUAUGAGAACGCGCCCGAACCCAUAUACGGCAGCAAAGGCAUCCCUCUAUCCACAUACACGGUCAGCAGGGGCCCACCGUUCUACAGGACU